UAAAUCCAUUGGACAGACGAAACUUCAGAUUAUUACAGGUCUUGAAUACUUGCAUACUGGCUGCAAUCCUAGUAUCAUUCACAGGGAUGUGAAAUCAAGCAAUAUUCUCCUGGACAUUAACAUGAGAGCUAAAGUGUCUGACUUUGGACUCUCGAGACAGACAGAGGAAGACUUGACUCACGUAUCCAGUGUCGCAAAAGGGACCGUUGGGUACCUUGAUCCAGAGUAUUAUGCUAGUCAGCAGCUGACUGAGAAGAGCGACGUCUACAGUUUUGGCGUUGUUCUCUUUGAAUUACUCUCUGGAAAGAAAACCAGUCUCAGUGGAAGAUUUUGGUCCUGAAAUGAAUAUUGUCCACUGGGCAAGAUCACUGAUCCGUAAAGGAGACGUAUGUGGGAUCAUAGAUCCAUGUAUAGCAGGCAAUGUGAAAAUUGAGUCAAUUUGGAGAGUUGCUGAGGUCGCAAACCAAUGCGUUGAGAAACGUGGACAUAGCAGGCCUAGGAUGCAGGAAGUGAUAGUGGCGAUACAAGACGCUGUCAGGAUCGAGAGAGGAAACGAGAAUGGGUUAAAGUCAUCGAGUUCAAGCAGCUCAAAGGCGCAAUCAUCUCGUAAGACCUUGCUGACUAGCUUCCUCGAGAUAGAGAGCCCUGACAUCUCAAGAAAUAGCCUAGCUCCAGCUGCUAGGUGAGUCCUCUUGAAGCUCCAACGCUCAUGUUUAUACACUUUGGACUUCUACCAUCGUCAGUUCGUCACAUAAAUGAAUACAUCAUAUACGUAUUAGUUUUGUCUGUAUGUAAUGCAGUGUACUUUCUACACACUUCUGACAUUACACUGUAGAUGAUGUUAGUUGACCAAAAAGAAAAAAGAUUGAUGAUUCAUUAGA
Molecule: messenger RNA, 881 nt
Organism: Camelina sativa (false flax)
Lineage: Eukaryota; Viridiplantae; Streptophyta; Magnoliopsida; Brassicales; Brassicaceae
Source: RefSeq, a predicted model, not a curated record